AUGUCACACUUGAAACCUGAACCCAAAUACCAAGUGGAAGCUGAACAUCACGAAGAACAGUUAUCCAUCGAUUGUGAAAAGUCUGUUCAAGAAAUCCAAAUCGAACAUGUCCCUGAAGGUACCACCGGUGCUGGAAAGGCUCUUUUCAUGUUGCUUAAAGCUUUCAUUGGUACUGGUGUCAUCUUCUUGCCUGGAUCCUUCAAGAAUGGUGGUCUUGCCUUGUCAAUCGCUUUGAUUAUCAUCCUCGCUAUCAUUUGUACUAUUGCUUUCCAAUUGCUUGUAACCGUUCAAGCCCAAAUUGGAGGUUCCUAUGGUGACAUGGCUGGAACUCUUUAUGGUCGUUAUGCUCGCUACACUGUUCUCUUCUUCUUGAUCAUCUCGCAAAUGGGAUUUGUCGCCUCCUACCUCAUGUUCGUUUCUCAAAACAUCAACUUGGUUGCUGAAGCCCUCUCAAGUUGUAAUCCACCUUUCGAGAGCAAAUAUUGGAUCUGGAUCGCUUGUGCCAUUGUCAUCCCUAUCACCUGGGUUCGCAAAAUCGCUCGUCUUUCAUGGUGUGCCAUCAUUGCUGAUGUCUUUAUCGCUUUUGGUCUUAUUUGUGUCCUCUACUAUUGUGGUGCCCAAAUCAACACUCAUGGUGUCGGCCCUGAUAUCAUUAUUGUCAAUCAACGAGACUUUGGCCUUAUGAUUGGUACAGCAGUCUUUUCUUUUGAAGGCAUCGGCAUGGUGAUCUCUGUCGUUGAAGGCAUGAAGGAUCCCAAAAAGUUCCCAAAGGUGCUCAAUAUUGGCAUGGUGAUUAUUACCUCUGUCAUGGUCCUCAUUGGUACAAUCGGCUAUAUUGCUUAUGGCGACGAAGUUGAAGCUAGCGUUGUCUCCAAUCUUGCCACCGAACCCCUUUCUGUUACAGUGCAGCUGUUGUAUGCUAUUGCUAUGAUCCUCUCAUCUCCUUUCAUGCUUUGGCCCCCUAUCAAGAUUAUCGAACGUGGUAUCUUUGGUACAAAGCGUAGUGGUCAGCUCUCUCUCAAGUGGAAAUUCUCCAAGAAUUUCGUACGCUCUCUCAUCCCUAUUGUCUCGGCUGCUGUAAGUUUCGGCGUUGGUGCUGACAACCUUGACAAGUUUGUCUCGUUGGUUGGUAUCGUCGCUUGUAUGCCUCUUUGCUUUAUCUUCCCUGGCAUGUUCCAUCUCAAGGUUGGCAAGAACAUCUGGCUCAAGAUCAUUGAUAUUAUCUUAAUCCUCUGGGGUUUGGGUAUCAUGGGCUACACCCUUUAUGUCAACAUUGAGUCUUGGCUCGGUCCUCAGUCUGCUGCUGAACACGUCUGCCGCUCCAUGUAUUAA
Lichtheimia ornata is the source of this 1332-nucleotide messenger RNA. RefSeq lists its product as uncharacterized. Gene Ontology annotation, biological process: amino acid transmembrane transport. The transcript has 3 exons. Gene Ontology annotation, molecular function: amino acid transmembrane transporter activity. Lineage: Eukaryota; Fungi; Mucoromycota; Mucoromycetes; Mucorales; Lichtheimiaceae. The record is from RefSeq and is a predicted model, not a curated record. The coding region runs from base 1 to 1332 and encodes 443 amino acids.